CGGUCAUUUGGUAUCCGAACACCCACUAAACUCACUAAAGAGAGGAUGGCAAAGAGACUAAUAUGAAAAGCACAAUACUGGAAUAUACUUACUUUACAAGCGUGUGUUGUAUUAAUCUUGUCACAAGGUGAAGUCAUGAAAUCAUCAUCCUCUCGUCUUAGUUUCUCUUCCAAGGAACCCAUAUGGAACCGGAUGCCAGAUCAAAUAUCGGUGUCGGAGUUUCUGUCGGAAACAACAGAGGAUUACAACUCUCCCACUACAUCCAGCUUCACCACCCGCCUGCAGAGCUGCAGGAAUACAGUCAGUGUGUUGGAGGAGGCUUUGGAUCAGGACAGAAAUUCAUUGCAGAAAGUCAAGAAGUCAGUCAAAGCCAUUUAUAACUCUGGUCAAGAUCAUAUUCAGAAUGAAGAGACAUACACCCAGGCUUUGGAUAAGUUUGGCAGUAACUUCAUCAGUUGGGAUAAUCCAGAUCUGGGCACAGCCUUCGUUAAAUUCUCCACUCUUACUAAAGAGCUCUCCACCCUCCUCAAGAACCUGCUUCAGAAUCUGAGUCAUAAUGUGAUCUUCACACUGGACUCGCUGUUGAAAGGCGACCUGAAAGGCGUAAAGGGGGACCUGAAAAAACCCUUUGACAAGGCAUGGAAGGACUAUGAAACCAAGUUUACAAAGAUCGAGAAGGAAAAACGUGAGCACGCCAAGCAGCAUGGGAUGAUCCGAACCGAGAUCACUGGUGCUGAGAUCGCUGAAGAGAUGGAGAAAGAACGGAGGCUUUUCCAACUACAGAUGUGUGAGUACCUAAUCAAAGUGAAUGAAAUAAAGACCAAAAAAGGGGUAGACCUCCUUCAGAACUUGAUCAAGUAUUACCACGCCCAGUGCAACUUUUUCCAAGACGGCUUGAAGACGGCAGAUAAACUAAAGCAGUACAUAGAGAAAUUAGCAGCUGAUCUUUACAAUAUAAAACAAACACAAGAUGAAGAGAAAAAGCAGCUCACAGCAUUAAGGGAUCUCAUUAAAUCUUCUCUACAGCUGGAACAAAAGGAGGUAGGUGCAGAAUGUGGUGUGCCUCAGGGCUCAUCUAGAAGAGACUCUCAGAGCAAACAGGGUGGCUACAGUAUGCACCAGUUGCAGGGAAACAAAGAGUUUGGCAGUGAGAAGAAAGGCUAUCUGCUGAAGAAGAGUGAUGGAUUGAGGAAGGUGUGGCAGAGGAGGAAGUGUUCAGUUAAAGGAGGAAUUCUUACCAUCUCUCAUGCCACUUCAAACAGGCAGCCUGUCAAACUCAACCUGCUCACAUGUCAGGUCAAGCCCAGCACUGAGGACAGGAAGUGCUUCGAUCUCAUUUCCCAUAACCGCACAUAUCACUUCCAGGCCGAAGAUGAGCAGGAGUUUAUGAUAUGGAUCUCAGUGUUAACUAACAGUAAGGAGGAGGCACUUAACAUGGCCUUCAGAGGAGAGCAGGGGGGAGGAGAUGAUGGGAUGGAAGAUCUCACUAAAGCCAUAAUAGAUGAUGUGCUGCGCAUGCCCGGAAAUGAAGUGUGCUGUGAUUGUGGAGCUCCAGAUCCCAAAUGGUUGUCGACCAACCUUGGAAUCCUGACUUGCAUCGAAUGCUCAGGCAUUCACCGAGAGAUGGGCGUCCACAUCUCACGCAUCCAGUCUAUAGAGCUCGACAAACUGGGAACCUCUGAACUCUUGCUGGCCAAGAAUGUGGGAAACAGUAGUUUUAAUGAAAUAAUGGAGGGAAAUCUUCCUUGCCCCUCUCCUAAACCCAAUCCUGCUAGUGACAUGACUGUUCGUAAGGAAUUUAUCAAUGCUAAGUAUGUAGAUCAUAAGUUCGCAAGAAAAACCUGCAGCUCGGCAGCAGCCAAGAUGAGUGAGCUAUUUGAAGCCGUCAGGUCACAUGACCUACUAGCUCUCAUCCAGGUGUAUGCUGAGGGGGUAGAGCUUAUGGAACCACUACCUGAAGGAGGACAGGAAGGAGGAGAGACUGCAUUGCACUACGCUGUGAAGACAGCUGACCACACCUCACUGCACCUGGUCGACUUCCUUGUCCAGAACAGUGGGAAUCUGGAUAAACAGACGGAGAGGGGAAACACAGCCCUGCACUACUGUUGCCUGUAUGAGAAACACGAAUGCCUCAAAUUACUGCUGAGAGGCAAACCAGCUACUGAUAUCACCAAUCAGAACGGAGAAACAGCUCUGGAUGUGGCCAGGCGGAUGAAAAUCACCCAGUGUGAGGAAGCGCUGGUACAAGCCGCUGCAGGAAAAUUUAAUCUUAAAGUCCAUGUGGAAUAUGAAUGGAAUCUCAGAUUGGAGGAGCUUGAUGAGAGUGACGAUGAUCUGGAUGACAAACCCAGUCCCAUUAAGAAAGAUCGUUCUCCCCGGCCGCAGAGUUUCUGUCACUCUUACAGUCUGUCUCCUCAUGACAAGCUCUAUAUUCCUGGUUUCACUGGCCAGCGUGAUAAACAGCGCCUGUCAUAUACUGCACUCUCCAAUCAGAUGCACAGUGUUUCCACCGACUGUCCGUCCUCUCCAGUCUCAGAUGCCCCACCUCUGCCUCCUAGGAAUACAGGCAAAGCCCCUCCCUUGUUGAACCUGCCCCCCUCCACCCCUGCCACACAAACCCCCGCUAGUGGCAGCUCCACCCUGUCAAAGAAGAGGCCCCCGCCCCCUCCCCCUGGACACAAACGCACGCUAUCCGACCCCCCCACCCCUAUCUCCCACACCCCGCUCAGUAAAGGAAGUGAUUCAACACCACCUCCUGUCAACAAGAUGUCUCCUGCAACUAACAGAUUUGAGGGUAUCCCCCAACAGCAAAGUUUCAACACCACUAAGCCCACACUUGGUCCACGGGUCCUUCCCAAACUACCUCAGAAGGUUGCCCUGCGUAAGAUAGACACCAUCCAUCACCCAUCUAUGGACAAAACCAACCAGCCUCCUGAACCAGUCCUGUUCCAGAAGGUUCUGCAGAGUUCAGACACCCCACAGAAAGUUGUGUUAGCCGAUAGACCUCAACCUGGAGAUAUACCUCCUAAACCACAGCCUUCAGAAUUACCCCCUAAACCAGGAGAACUGCCUCCAAAGCCACAGCUAUCUGACCUUCCCCCUAAACCCCAGUUGGGUGAUUUACCCCCUAAACCUCAGCUGAAAGAUCUUCCGCCCAAGCCUCAACUGACAGACAUCUCCCCACCCAAACCUAUAACCACUGAGGUCAUCCACAAGCCUCCACCUGGAGAUGUGGCUCCCAAGCCCCAACCACCAGAUCCUCCAACAAUCAACCCACCAGCUGAACUGUCUCCUCAACCUGUCCAGUCUAGCGAAGACACCAAUGGAAGCCCAGCGUCUGCACAGGGGACACCUGUACCAUUGCCCAGGAAAAUAAAUCCGAUAAAGAGUAAAAUGCGGAGGGUGAAGACUAUCUACGAUUGUCAGGCAGAUAAUGAUGAUGAGCUCACUUUUGUUGAGGGUGAGGUCAUUGUAGUAACUGGAGAAGAAGAUCAGGAGUGGUGGAUUGGACACAUCGAGGGGCAGCCGGACAGGAAAGGUGUAUUUCCUAUGUCUUUUGUUCAUAUCUUGUCUGAUUGACACAUAAAUGUCAGUCCUCCACCUCCACCAAUGGGACCCGCUUGACUUAGCUGCUGAAUCAAUAAUGCAAGUUUUAGUAAGAUGGAUCCACAAUGAAAAACACAUUAUAACCUUUCCGUCAUAAAAGACAGGGUGUAAAUAAAAUGUCUAAAUUUACCGCUGUUACCCAUACCAUUUUAUACAGCCUACCGCACAGUGGCUAGACUGCACCCACUUAAAAGACCAGCACUUUCCCUCCACUAUUACUGAUACUGUAUCUCUGUAUAUAAGAUUGUACAUAAAUGUUUGUGUGUUUCACACAA
Molecule: messenger RNA, 3881 nt
Organism: Carassius carassius (crucian carp)
Lineage: Eukaryota; Metazoa; Chordata; Actinopteri; Cypriniformes; Cyprinidae
Gene: asap1b
Product: ArfGAP with SH3 domain, ankyrin repeat and PH domain 1b
Exons: 31
Coding region: 136-3579 (1147 amino acids)
Biological process (GO): positive regulation of GTPase activity
Cellular component (GO): cytoplasm
Molecular function (GO): protein binding; GTPase activator activity
Source: RefSeq, a predicted model, not a curated record